AUGCUGGAGCCGCUAUCAAAGCCUCGCUUUAACAUUUGUGAUCCGGAUAAUGUGUCAGUAUUCAGGAAUAACGGAUGCUCAGAAGAUGAUCGACAGCAUUGGGUUUCAACAAAAGGCGCGUUUCAUCAGAGUUUUGAUGAACGAAAUCAGAAUAAUGUGGAAGAGUUCAGCAAUUCAUGUGUCGAUCUAAAUAAUCCG
This is a messenger RNA of Loa loa (African eye worm), 198 nucleotides long. RefSeq lists its product as hypothetical. The transcript is spliced from 2 exons. The annotation marks the transcript as partial. NCBI's taxonomy places the organism in Eukaryota, Metazoa, Nematoda, Chromadorea, Rhabditida, Onchocercidae. The record is from RefSeq and is a predicted model, not a curated record.